AUGGCACCAUUUGAGGUAAAAAUCUUCAUGGCUCAGAGUAGACAAAAGAGUAAAGCGGACCAGAAGGUUCUCGAUUUAGAGUUCAUGGUUGGGGAGCAAGUUCUACUGAAGCGUAUUGGGGAGGUAGCAUCUGAGUUGGUUUUACCUCUGGGUGUUUCGAGUGUUUACCCAGUUUUUCAUGUUUCGAUGCUGAAGAAGUACCAUUUUAAUGGUUCUCAAGUGAUUAGCUGGGAUUUAGUGUUGCUUGAUCAGACUCUGACUUUUGAGGAGGAGCUGAUAGCCAUCUUGUAUCGACAGGUUCAGAAGUUGACAUCGAAAGAAAUGGCUUCAGUGGAGAUAUCGUCCAGUUGGGGAGAUUAUUUGGGAGAUCGAGUUUGA
Molecule: messenger RNA, 378 nt
Organism: Lycium barbarum (goji berry)
Lineage: Eukaryota; Viridiplantae; Streptophyta; Magnoliopsida; Solanales; Solanaceae
Exons: 3
Coding region: 1-378 (125 amino acids)
Source: RefSeq, a predicted model, not a curated record